Messenger RNA from Suillus subaureus, 1518 nucleotides. RefSeq names its product FAD/NAD(P)-binding domain-containing protein. The transcript has 11 exons. The coding region runs from base 1 to 1518 and encodes 505 amino acids. Lineage: Eukaryota; Fungi; Basidiomycota; Agaricomycetes; Boletales; Suillaceae. Gene Ontology annotation, molecular function: NADP binding; flavin adenine dinucleotide binding; N,N-dimethylaniline monooxygenase activity. The record is from RefSeq and is a predicted model, not a curated record.
AUGCAUCGCGAUACACCCCGAGUGGUCAUAGUUGGUGCCGGCAUUGCCGGAAUCACCAUGGCUGUGAACUUGAGAAACAAAUUGCGCCACGAUAACUUCGUAAUUUAUGAGAAAGCAGGAUCCAUCGGUGGGACGGUUGUGGGUCUGAUGUUCCCGGGCACUGGUACUUGCCUUUCGACGGAACCAAACCCAUACUGGGAGAACUACUACAUUACGCAGCCCGAGAUACGCGCAUACUGGGAGAAAAUAUAUCGAAAACACGACCUGGCUUCCCACACAGUAUUCAAUACCCGCGUUACGCUUGUUGAAUGGGACGAAGAAAACGGCGUGCAUAACCUGACACUAGAAGAUGUAAUGUCUGGUCAGACUAUACAAACCCAAGCGGAAACUGUCAUCCAGGCUGUCGGCUUUUUCACAACGCCGAUGUAUCCCGAUAUCCCUGGAAAAGAGAAAUUUACAGGACCACUCUGGCAUUCUUCUCAAUGGAGGCAUGAUGUAGAUCUGAAAGGCAUGACGGUCGGCGUCGUCGGCAAUGGGUGCUCUGCAACUCAGUUCAUACCGGCUAUUGCUGCCGAACCUACUACUCGGGUCAUCAACUUUUGUCGCACCCCACAAUGGAUCGGAAUGAGGUCGAAUUAUCACUACCCAGAGUGGGCCAAGUGGGCAUUUGCCCAUGUUCCGUUUCUCUUGCACGCAUAUAGAAGCUUUAUGAUGAUAACGGUCCUGACAUGGUACAUGCGACGAACCGCGCCAGCGAAAUACCACGAUAACCUGAUUCCCACCUACCCUCCUGGAUGCAAACGCUUGGUCCUUGAUUCUAACUACCUAGCCGCUUUGCACCAACCCAACGUUGAUCUGAACUGGACCGGAAUCCAGGAAAUCGUCGAGGAUGGCAUUGUUCUCAAGACUGGUAAUAAAGUACCACUGGACGCAAUCAUCUUUGGCACCGGCUUUUACCUGGCCAAACGAGAUGUAGUUUUCCGUGGAAUCGGUGGCCAUACUUUGAAGCAUUACUUUGAAUCAGAAGGUGGCUAUUACGGGACAGUUUUCCCUGGGUUUCCAAACCUAUUCACAAUCGUGGGGCCCAACAGUGCCUCGGCUCAUGCUUCCCUUAUUUUCAUCAUUGAGACUCAGGUCAACUAUAUUAUGAAGCUGAUGAAGCCUAUCAUCAAUGGUAAGGCAAAAUCACUCGAAGUCACCCAAAAGGCUACAACCUACUACAACACCUGGAUUCAAAGGCGUAUGGCGAGCACGAUAUUCUUGUCCUGUUUUUCAUACUAUCGAGGUGACAAUCGGACGGGCGCCAAAAAUGUGGCCACGUUCCCUGGUAUGAUCUCACUCUACUGGUGGAUCACGCGAAAGCCACGCUGGGAUGAUUUCAAGGUGGUGGGUGGAGAGCAGUGGUUUUACCAGCGAAGGAAAGUGGCAUUGAUGAACUAUGCACUCGUUGGUUUGAUGGUUUCCGUCGUUGGUUACAAUUUCUCUAUGCUAUGGAAGCUUGUCCCCGGACGCUGGUGA